CUCCGGACAGAGAGCAUCAUUCCCAUCGCACGCGUCUUCCAAUCUCCUCUCGCGAAACAAACCGUGUUCUUCUUAGUUGCUUUACCACGACCACACCGGUGAAGUUGGCUUCGCUGCGUUAGGGAAUCUCCUUCGUGAUCACACGUUCCCCCGCACCCACCGCGCUUGGAGUUUGCGCCCACUUGGGACUUGGACCGGGAGCCAUGAUCUUCUUUAAGGGGCUGUGCCUAAGCCUCAUGGUCGCCGCGGCCCUGGGCGCGGGCGCUUAUGGCCGUGGAGGAGGCUAUGGUGGAGGCGCUGGUGGUCACCAUGGUGGCGGUGGAGGCGCUGGUGGUCACCAUGGUGGUGGUGGCGCUGGAGGAUUCGGUGGGCAUCAUGGUGGUAGUGGCGGAGCCGGUGGAGCCGGUGGAGCCGGCGGGGCCGGUGGCUUCGGAGGUCACCAUGGUGGUGGCGGAGCAGGCGGAGCAGGCGGUUUCGGAGGCCACCAUGGUGGUGGCGCAGGAGGCGGAGGUCUUGGCGGUGGUCUCGGCGGUGGUCUCGGUGGUGGCGGAUUUGGUGGACAAUAUGGUGGUGCAGGAGGUGCCGGAGGCGCAGGUGGCUACGGUGGUUCCCGCGGCGGCGGCGGCGGCGGUGGAUAUGGUGGAGGAGCCGGUGGAGGUUACGGAGGUGGAUCUGGCGGCUACGGAGGUGGUGGUGACUACGGACAGCCAACUCCAUACAACUUCGGCUACGACGUCAAGGACGAGUACGGCAACAGCCAGAACCGCCAGGAGAGUGGAGACGGCAGCGGCACCGUCAAGGGUAGCUACGGCUACACCGACACCAACGGCAUCUACCGCCAAGUUAGUUACGUCGCCGACCAGAACGGAUUCCGCGCCGUCGUCAAGACUAACGAGCCGGGAGUGGGACCAGCCAGUCCUGCCGAUGCCGAGUUCAUCGUCGAGGCACCACCCGCCGGCGUCGUCAGCCAGUACGCCGGAGCCCGCGGCGGCGGAGGAUACGGCGGUGCAAGCGGAGCAGGCGGAUACGGCGGUGCAGGCGGAGCAGGCGGAUACGGCGGUGCAGGCGGAGCAGGCGGAUUCGGUGGCACCGGUGGAGCAGGCGGAGCAGGCGGCUACGGAGGAGGACACCACGGUGGCGCCGGCGGAUUCGGAGGAGGCCACCACGGGGGUGCCGCUGGCGGCGCUGGAGGCCACCACGGAGGAACUGGUGGAGGCGCUGGCGGGUUCGGAGGCGGUGCCGGUAAAUACGGCGGUGGCGCCGGAGGCUACGGUGGCGGUACUGGUGGAUACGGAGGAGGCGGGGCUGGUAAAUACGGUGGCAGCACUGGUGGAUACGGCGGUGGAGCAGGUGGCGCCGGAGGCGGCAGCGGCCCCUGGAAGUACUAGUGGAUCUUCGUACAUUCCUACCACGCCACACAAGGAGCUUUUUGACACCCUAAAGGGUGCGACCUGUGACCCUCAACCGGAACUAGAGCACCUCUGACACUAUGUUUUGUGACGUAUUUAAUAACAAAAGAGAGGUAGGGAGGACAUUCUACUCCGAUGCCACUAACGCCAUUGUCUCUUGUUGAAUCUGAAGGAGAAAAUGAGUUAUACUCUUAUGUUUUCGAAAGUCAUUGUAGAAACGCACAAUUACUCGAUAUGUUAUGGCGAACAAGACGAUGACUGACAUACAUGGGUAUGGUUGAUGUCUUCUGAGUGCGUAGUGGUUUCCUAGAGAACAACAGUCGUAGGGUGCUAACGCAUACUUUUGGGAACAGAAAAAGUUUACCGUGUUGGCGCGCCGUAGAUAACAACGAGCUGAGGGGCUUUCGCUUCAGGCCUUCACCGAUUCUCGAGGGCUUCGCACUUGUAUACAUAUGUAUGUAUUGUGUGUCGUGUUAGGUGCAUGUGGAGGGGUGAGCUACCGCUUUGUUGUACUGUGAUUUUUCAUAUAACGAACAGUGACGCAUAGGAUGAUGCUUUCUACACGUCUAAGUCUUAACAGGAGCUUCCGCAAGCAUGCCCGUCGCUCGGUCGAGCUGGCUCCCGAGAAGGAAAUUAGAGUUUCCAUCGGGUCAGUUCUGGGCGUGCAAUGGGAAUCAGCCUGCACUGUUGUUUGUCUCUUCCGGGUAACGACAGCGAGGCAUUACACUGCCUUCAUCGUUGUUUGUUUGUGGGUGUGUGUUGGGCGAUUCUUUUCUCUUGUGUGUUUGGUAGUUUUCGGGAAGUAAGCUUUGUUUUUCCUGUUGACCCAUCACUGUGUUUUUCAUUGUGCAUUACUGUGGUGCGGUUACUGCCUAUAAACAUGAGUGCUGUUCUUAGCGUUUGCCUAUCCUUCUGUGCUGUACCGUUAGGGAAAAUGUACAUGUUUUGCGUUGUUUGUUCGUUUUGAUGAUAUUGCCCGUAGUUUUAGGCGCUUGCGUCAAUGGGCAAGGGUGUGGCAUCUGUUAUCAGUUCAAUACUCAAUGUUCGUAUACAAGACGGGGAGGCCCACUGUGGACAGGGGAAAUGCCAAACUGUGUUCUGUGACAGCGCAUUGUAUUUCCUCUUCUGUACAUGAGUGAAUGUUCUGCAAAUGAGAUUUGUGACUGUUUCUUACUGCGCUGAGUGGUUGGGUCAUGUAUCUGAGUUCUCAGAUGUGCCUAGAAUCUUGUGCAAUAAAUAUUAUUUAUGUACAUUA
Molecule: messenger RNA, 2664 nt
Organism: Dermacentor albipictus
Lineage: Eukaryota; Metazoa; Arthropoda; Arachnida; Ixodida; Ixodidae
Cellular component (GO): chitin-based extracellular matrix
Molecular function (GO): structural constituent of chitin-based larval cuticle
Source: RefSeq, a predicted model, not a curated record